UGAUUUCUUUCAGGUCAAAACAACAGUAAUCCAGUUCAGGGUAGUUUUCCACAAAAAUUUUCCAUUCUUCGGCAUAAUAAAAAAUAUGUCUUUCACAGGUGUACUCCGUUCUGUUUGUCGAGUUGCGCCAAUAGUAUCAAGACGGAUGGUCAACCUACAAUCAUCGAGCAAAAUAUGGAAUGUCUCCUCACAAUGCAUGCGAGUUUUGUCAACACAAAUUGACCCAGCUGAUCCAAGAACAGUUCCAAAUUCUGAGUGGGAAAAACGUUUAACUCCAGAACAGUAUGCUACAACAAGGGAGAAGUUUACAGAACCACCAUUUAGUGGGAUCUAUGUAAAUAAUUACGAAGAAGGAACAUACAAUUGUUUGUGUUGUGGAACGGAAUUAUUUAGUUCGGAAACAAAAUAUGAUUCAGGAACAGGCUGGCCAUCAUUUACAGCACCAAUUGGAGGAGAAAAUAAAGAAAACACAAAUAUUCUAGAAGUUACUGACACUAGUCAUGGAAUGAUGAGAACUGAAGUCAUUUGUAAAAAAUGUGAUUCACAUUUAGGUCAUGUCUUCCCAGAUGGUCCAGAACCAACGGAACAGAGGUUUUGUAUAAACAGCAGGUCAUUGUUGUUUAAGCCAAAAAAACAAGAAAAAAAAUGAAUUAUCCAUUGAGUGAUUUUCAUAAUUGUUCAAUCAGAAUGCAUCAUUUAACAUGUAAUGAAUGGCCAAACACAAAUGCAGUGCCUAGAUACACAUACUAUGAGAAUCCUGUAAGCCAAAAUAGGAAACAUAAUGAAGUAUUUAAAUUUGUAUAAACUUUCGGCCAAAUGUGCUCAACGGAAUGUGAGUUUAUGGCAAAUGUGUUUUCUUUUCUUUUUAUUGAAUAUCAUUUUAUCAGCAUUUAAGUUUGAUAUUUUUUAUACAAAUGUAGUAUAAUACAAAGAUAUAUAAAAAAAAGGUUUAGAAGCAAAAUGUAUCAGCCAUGAAAAUGUUUGAUCAAGGAAAUUUGCCAUAAUUUUGGCAUGCGUUUAGAAGAACUUUUAAAGGUUGGAAAUAUUUGUUUGUGAUUUGAAUGUAAACCAUAUUUAUACCUGAUAAUCAAUAAUUGUGUAUUAUUUUGAAUCUGUUAAUGAGAGGUAUGUACAUGUUUACAGGAAAAUUAAAUUAGUAUUUAGAUGUUCUAUUGUCACCCUUUAAAGGUUUUGUUUACUUUUUUUAAGAUAGAUGUUUAAUUUGAGUCUACUUCUUAUAUAUGACUUGUCCUUUACAAAAAUAGCCACACAAAUAAGGAUAAAAGUUCCUUUGUAUUUUGGUAGACAGAAUGUGUAGGUUUGGAUGUUUUAAUUGAAAAACUCUCCUCCCAGUCUAAAAAUUGAAGAUUUUUGUGUGUUUCAAAAGGUAACAAAAAUACAACGAUACUAGCAAGUUUUAUCAAAGGUGUUUAUCAAAUUGUUGUUAUUACAAAGCUUAAAUUUAGGAAUUUUAAUCUAUUGGUGAAAAAAAAAUUGCCUUUUGAUAAAGUUAAUAUGCUAAAUAUGAAAAAUAAAUUUUUUUUUUAUUCUUGUACUCAGGAAUCAGUGAUUUGUCUAUCCUUAUUCCACUGAGAUAUAUUUUUUGUAUGAUUGCUUUGAUUGUGUCAUUUUAAGUGAACAUUUUUUGUGUAUUAAAUUGUUUGUUUGAUAAGUUUUCUUGUUUUGAUCACCUUGACUUAAGGGUCUUUGUAUGAACUAUUGUGAUCACUUGACACUCAUUGUCUGUCCACUGUAGUAGGCCUGACUUUGAAAUGAAAUUCUCUCAUUUGAAACCGUUGUACCAAAUAUACUUUGAAUGAGCCAAAUGACCCUACCAACCAACUAUCAUGGUGAAUGAAAUUGAUAAAUGGAACUGGAUUUAUCUUAAGAUUUUUUAUAGUAUUUAUUAGAUCAGCCGUCCCAUUUUUCACAUUUUCAGAAGAAGAAAAAAGAAUGAAUUUCCAGCUUAUUUAUUCCCGCCUUCUCUACCAAAUUUAAUUCUCAUGAAAUUUUAGUAAAAACAUCUGCAUAGUAGCAUUUACCUCAAAUUAUGUGCAUUUUUGUAUCAUAUUUAAACAGAAAUGAUAACACAUCGUCCAUUGUGUUAAAUAAAAAUCUCAAAAUAAUCAUUGGAGUUUGUUUUCUUAAAAAUACAAUUCUAAAAAAUGACAAUGAAACCGAUCUGCAAUGUUGUUUACGCACGUGAUUUUAGAGAACAAAAAUCUAUAUAAGUAGCCCUUUACAAUAAGUUUGUUUUCCUUAUUUGUCAUAAUUUUAUUUUGAACCAUUUUGGAAUAAGUUGUUUCAUCGUCAAAUACAAAAUGGACCCAAACAGGAAAGAGGUUAAAUAAAAGGUUACACAAGAUGACCACAUACAAUUUGGAAUUUUCUUGUUUCGUAGGUUGUACGAACAUUUUUAAUUCAUUUGGAUAUCAAAAGCUAUGCUAUUACUGGUACCUAGCAAAAAGGACAAAAUCAAUGACCCUGUCUUUCAAAUUGGAAGGGUCUUCUUAGUGGGUUGUAAACUGUUUUUGAGCAAGAUGUUUGCAUUUUUUUUUCACAUGCUUUCCUGCUAAAUGUUAAAAAUUUAUUAAACGAUGACAAAAAAAGAGAACACAAAAAUUGUAAUAAAUCUGAAAUACACAGUAAUUCUGAACAUAUUUAUGUACAUGUAUUUUGUAAUUUUUUUUGUCUCGUCUUGACAGAGUCAAUAAGCAAGACUUAGGUAUGCUGUUUCCGGUGUCGGCGGCGGCAGCAACAGCGGCAUCAACAAUGUAUUAGUCUGUGAUUAGGUCAGUUUUAUGGGGAACCACUAGUGUUAGGUCAAUGAUAUCUGGUAUGCAGUUGUAUAAGCAUUGGCACAUCUCAUUUCCAUGGAGAUUAUUUUGCCCUGCACCCUUAGUCAUUGUCUAUUAAUUAACUUUGAAAUUUUUGCUUGCUUUACAUGUAUUAGUUUUUGAUUAGGUCAGUUUAAAGGGAACCACUAGUGGUAGGUCAAUGAUAAUUGGUAUGUAGAUGCAUUAGUAUUGGCACAUCUCAUUUCCAUGGAGAUUGUUUGGCCCCACCCCCUCACCAUGGAUUAUUAACUGAAAUUUUUGCAAAGUUAAAAAGUUAAUAUUUGUGUUUAGGUUAAUGUAAACCACUUAUGAUAAGUUAAUGGUAUUUCGUAUACUCCGUUCUAUAAGCGUUGGCAUUUCUCAUUUCUAUGGUUAUUUGGUUCUGCACCUGAAGUCAUGGUUCAUUGACUUUGAAUUUUUUGCAUAUUUUACAUGUUUAAAUAUUACUAUUUGGAUUCAAUAUUUGCAUAACACUAUCAAAAUUACAAAAAGGUAAGACAUAUCUCUGUGUCAACAGUUUGUUAUUUUUUUUUAGAUCUUUCACUAAAAAAUCUGUAAAUUAACAAAUGAGGCUAACUUGGUUUUAUUUGGGUUUUGUAUGGCCUUUUCUGUUUAUAUAUUUGGUGUGCAAGUUUAUUAAAGUUUCAGAGGAAUUCUCUUUUGUCAUGGCUUCUUUUUUUGUUGUUGUAAUUUUUUGAUGUUUUUGAAAUAAACAACUGUUAUAUAGAAUAUUCUUGCUUUCAUAUAGCCUUUUUGUGCUGCUUGGACGUAAAACACCAGUUAUCAACCAAUAUAGAAUACCAAAAUUAUAGAAAGAUCUGAUAAACAUAGGUCUGACGUUUUGCUGAUUUUUAAGGGAAUAUUUUCAUGAUGCAAAAAUUAGCAAGUGAAUUAUCUUAAUCCUUAUGCUAAUGUUUUAAACUGUUGAUGAGAAGUUUAAUUGGUUGAAUGUUAUUGAUGAAUAAAAUUAUUUUAAUAUUAAAUAAUCAGAAUAGGGAUGUUUAUUAUUGUGAUUUUAUUUCAAAUGACAAAUUACAGAAAGAUGUAGUUAUAAAACUUAUUAAUUUUGAAUAAAAAUAAAACGAUGA
This is a messenger RNA of Mytilus californianus (California mussel), 3925 nucleotides long. RefSeq names its product methionine-R-sulfoxide reductase B2, mitochondrial-like. Bases 86 to 649 code for a protein of 187 amino acids. Gene Ontology annotation, molecular function: peptide-methionine (R)-S-oxide reductase activity. The transcript is spliced from 5 exons. Lineage: Eukaryota; Metazoa; Mollusca; Bivalvia; Mytilida; Mytilidae. Gene Ontology annotation, cellular component: cytoplasm. Gene Ontology annotation, biological process: protein repair; response to oxidative stress. The record is from RefSeq and is a predicted model, not a curated record.